This is a messenger RNA of Priapulus caudatus, 918 nucleotides long. RefSeq lists its product as uncharacterized. Lineage: Eukaryota; Metazoa; Priapulida; Priapulimorpha; Priapulimorphida; Priapulidae. The record is from RefSeq and is a predicted model, not a curated record.
GGAUGGCAGACAGACUACCGUGCCACUCAUGUUGUGGAGAUGUCUAACACCCAAUCAAUCUAUCCGGAGAAAGUAAUAUUCCAUCCUACCUCCUCCAGCUGGAACUUGACAGACCCAGUAAACCAGUUUUGUUCUGAAGAAAACUUCAAGAAGACAGUGGAUGGCAAUUGUGGAAUGUUCGACAUGUCCAGUGAAUGGGCACCAGGAACAGAACUCAAAAAACUGCUUACUGAAGCAAAUUACAAGUGUGAGACAGCUAUGGGGCCACAUAGGAGCACACAACCGAUCACUACUACACCGUCUACUCCAGCCAUGGACCAACUGUUUGGACUCCUGAGAAACUCGCUGGCUGAUAACACUUCCAAUGGACCUACCAAGAUAUUCUUUAAGGAACUGCUCGACAGGAUGCUCCAGGAUCUCUCAGCUACUGGACAGUUUUAUGUAGAGAAUCCAGUGGCUUCGAGUCUCAGCAUUUCCCAGUACAUUCUGAUGGACGAGGACGAGUAUGUGCCUGGGUCACCAGAGUCCCCAACAUCAUCAGUACAGGAAGAAGUGAAGCACUUCAUUGUGCCGGGUGUGAUCGUCUAUGACAUAUUUGACAAAUAUUUUGCACUGAAUAUGGAGAUCAAACGACCUGGGGACAAUACGGGAGAUGCACUGGUAAAGUGUUUCACUCAAAUGUUGUGUCACAUGCACACCCAGAAUAUACAUUUUGGUGUGGUAGUCAGUGCAAAGGAAUGGGUUCUGAUCAUGGCGAUCAAGCUGGGGGACAAAAUUUUUAUCAGGCAAUUCCAGAGAUCGAUGUAUUUGGUGGCAAGUCCAGGAACGGACAACCUACCAGUACACCUGGAUGUGGACGCCUUCAUAUCCUUGGUUAACUGGAUGUACAGGAUUUUAUCCUGGAACAUGCAUGGAUAA